Molecule: messenger RNA, 1767 nt
Organism: Plenodomus lingam JN3
Lineage: Eukaryota; Fungi; Ascomycota; Dothideomycetes; Pleosporales; Leptosphaeriaceae
Source: RefSeq, a predicted model, not a curated record
AUGCCAAGAGUCAUCGAAGUCGUAUCUCCAUUGUGCACACUCACCGUGCAGCAUCUACCAUCCCGAGCCCGCAAAGACGGCUGUCCAGCACGUGACAUUGUAGCCAAUAUCGGCUACUACUUCCCCGCCUCCGCUUUCCACCACUCUGCACUGGAGCAGAUUUACCACUUUCCUGGCACCUCUGUGCUUUCCCAAUCCAGCACCAUGCGGCAAAUGGGAAAUCAGAUUGGAUACAAGGUUCGGAACCUCGCUCACUAUGGCCAGCCGACCAUUGCGAUUGAUUUGGUUGAUAGCCAUGGUCCCCGCAGAGUCAUUCCCAGCUAUUCGACCAUGGACGCCAUUCAGGGAAUAGUUACCAUAACCGCGCCGCACGACAUACGCUUUGAAGACAUUGACAUUGCGUUUGUAGGUACCAGCCAGGCAUUUGUGGAUAGGGUGACUACCGCACCCAUGGUAUCAGGACGUGGCGACGCGCAGCACAGAUUCCUUGUCUUGAGGCAACCGAUUGCAGAUUCUGACUUUCCAUCGCCAAGGAUCUUCGAGCGGGACCGAGCAUACAAGUUUCCAUUUACCUUCAUAAUACCAUCGCAACUACUUCCAAGAGCUUGCUCGCACAAAGUGGUUUCAGAUCAUGUCCACGACGUGCAUUGCCUGUUGCCACCAAGUCUAGGGGACCCGGAUCUUGCUGGCUUCGGAGGCUCCUUGCUUGACGACCUCGCCCCAGAAAUGUCAAAGAUUGUGUAUGCUGUCAAAGUCAGAAUCGCUCACACGCGAGGAUCAGAGGGACUGAUGGUGUUAGCUGAAAAGAUGAAGAAAAUUCGGGUCAAGCCGGCUCUUGCAGAGCAGCCACCACUCAAUAUUGAUAACAGCCUCGAGUAUCGUCCACGAGAGGAAAAGAUCAUUAGAAAGGGCAUCUUCAAAGGAAGGCUUGGGACAUUGACAGCCAAAACUGCUCAACCGCGACCGCUCUUCAUUCCCGGUGCACGUACAACAGACAAUGAACCAAUCUCCACCAUGUCGAAAAUUGUCAUCCGCUUUGACCCAUCCGAGGAUAAUCAUGGGCCCCCAAAGUUGAGCUCAUUGGCCACAAAGAUCAAGGUUUCAACCUUCUACGCCUCUGCUGCACGUCAGAGCUUUCCUUCGCAACUGGCUCUCGGUUUCGACCUUUCUCAAGGGCUCUAUGCGGAGAGCAUCCUCCUUUCUGAUCUCUGCAUUGCAUCUGUCCAGUGGGAAGAGCAUGGACCAAACUCUGAUCCUAUUACGGAAGACUUCAUCCGUCGUGAUUCUGGCAUUUCAGACUGCUCACUUGUUAGCAAUGCGGAAAGAUGUUUUCCAACUGGCAUUUUACCUCCUUCCAAGGACUAUCAGCAGGGCAGGUUCUAUACCACCGAGAUCCUAGUGCCGGUUACAUUGCCAAUGAACAAAAGCUUCGUUCCGACCUUUCACUCCUGCCUCAUCUCCCGGACAUACACAUUGGGUCUAAAGUUGUCAGUGAAUGGUUCAACAAUAUCCUUGAAGGUUCCAGUACAAAUUUGCGCGCAGGGCAGUAAGACUGGUAUCGAAAAUGCCAGGGCAAGAAGCAUAGAGGAAGCUGCGCAUCGCGAGUCUACUGACAUCUUUUUGCCGCAGAGAAUGGUGUCGACGAGGGUGGAUGCUCAAGGAAGCAGUGUUGUGGAUGCAAGGGAUGAAUUGCCUCCCGAAUACGCGGCUUGGGCGGCUCCGUCGACCCGUUAUCGCACAUCGGUAGCGGCUGGUGCACGAGUAUAG